Molecule: messenger RNA, 1205 nt
Organism: Coniophora puteana RWD-64-598 SS2
Lineage: Eukaryota; Fungi; Basidiomycota; Agaricomycetes; Boletales; Coniophoraceae
Exons: 2
Coding region: 1-1116 (371 amino acids)
Source: RefSeq, a predicted model, not a curated record
AUGUCAUCUUCAUCGGGAACACCUAACGCUUCCGGUGAGCUGCAAGGUCUGGACCUAGCUCAGCAGAAAUUUGGUCCUUUGCUUUCCCCUGUCGCUGCAACACCGAGGGCUUGGACCCGAUACGCUCUUAGCCGGGAGCGAACAGUCCAGGUCUAUAACCACAGGACCGUCAUCAAUAUCAAGCCUGGGAAAGAGGACGAGGAAGAAGAUAAGCUGGAAACCCUCCUUUUCCGCGGAAACGAAUCGGGGAUCAUCCGGAGGAAGAUUUCUGCGCGCGUCGAAGAAUUGGAGCGGGAGAUGAAGUUACCUCUUGGAACUUUCGUGACGUGUAUUUCCAUGCUCAACUGCUAUGUCUUGCUCGAGGACUUUCAGGAUCCUCGCGACUGUAACAUCAUCGCGCGCAUAUACAGCCCAAGCACGCCGGCGUGCAUUGAUGUCAGCUUCCGUCACCACUUCCGCGCCCGUGCCUUUGGUCAUGAAUGGAACUAUUCUUUGGGGUAUAAAAUCCACCGUCGACCCGCACCGGAAGCCCCAGACGGGAAAGGGAUCAUCAGGGACCUAAAAGAGAACAACUAUCACCACACGAAGGACGGAUGGAGGACAAUUAGCACGGGCUAUUACGACGAGAAGAACGUCGAGCGUGGAGAAGUCUAUCUGGGGCACGAAGACGUCUUCGACAUCUGUGACUUGCUCCUCGGUCCGAUUGACGAGCCUGACCAGGACGCACCCGAGGACGAGAAGAUAGCAUUCCGGCGCAGGCUCGUGUGGUGCGUCCGAUUGCUCAUGGCCUCCGUUGGUAUCGGGUACAAGAUGGCAUGCGUCGACUCAGAGGAGGACGACGGUGUCAGCACAGAUAUGAGAUGGUUGGUCGAAAACUAUGGCAACUGGUUCGCACGGGGUAUCAGGAAGGCUUGUGGUUUUGAGCUUACUCGGGACGCGGAGGAAGCGCAGCAGUUCCGGGAAUACCAGAAGGAGCAGGAAGAAGAAGCUCGAAGUGGAGGCGGUUUCGACGAUGAAGAUAUGCCUGAUUUCUUUGCUCCGGGCUUUGGUGCUGCUUUGCUGGCGCAGUUGGCAAUGAACGCCAACUUGCAGCGCGAUGCAGGAGGGGUCGACUGAGGUUUCUCAGUAAAAUCGUAUGCUUGGUCUCAUUGUGAAUUACGACCUUGUAGCUUAUAGUAACUGCGAAUAUCUGCACGCUUUUUGCC